CCAGAUUUUAAGAAUUUUCAGAAUUUUAUAACUUUGGUUGAUUGAUUUUAACAAUGACUCAACCUCAAGGUAAAGAGAUUACUCCUGUUGGUUCAAGGGUGUCUCAGAUAUCAUUUCUUAUCAAUGGAGUCAGCCAUUCUAUUUCAGUUGAAGAUUUUGGACCUUCGGUAUCUCUGGCAAAGUACAUAAGAGAGGUUGCUCUACUUACUGGUACCAAGGUGUCCUGUAACGAAGGUGGGUGUGGAGCAUGCAUUGUAACAGUUCAGAAAUCUACUAAUGAUAAACCAAGAUCUCUAAACUCGUGUUUGACUCCGGUCCUGCUUUGUGAAGGAUGGUCGAUUACAACUAUUGAAGGACUUGGAGAUAAAACAAAUGGAUAUCAUCCUAUACAAUCCAAGCUGGCGGCUGAAGGUGGAAGCCAGUGUGGAUACUGUUCCCCUGGUAUGGUUAUGCAGAUGCAUUCUUGGAUACAGGAACAUCCAAACUCAACUCACCUUGAGUUAGACAAUAUCCUAGAUGGAAAUAUUUGCAGAUGUACAGGGUAUAGGCCAAUUCUGGAGGCUUUUAAAUCCUUUGCUGGCAAUGUAACCGAUAUUGAAGAAUUAAAAAUAUGCAAGAGCACAGGGAAAGCUUGUCCUAGAACAGGAUCUUGUGGAAAAACCUCUCUAUCCUUGUCUGAAGGAUCUAAACUAAAUGAAUCAUUUGAGUGGUAUAGGCCAACUAAGUUGUCUGAACUACUUGAUGUUCUAAAGAAAUUGACUUCGGACACAAAAUACAGAAUUAUUUCUGGCAAUACUGGAAGUGGUGUGUAUAAAAACGAUGGACCUUUCACUAUCUUCAUAGAUGUGAACAAAGUUUCUGAGCUUCAUGAGUCAAGCUUGGGAGUUGAAGUAGUUCUUGGAGCAAAUAUCAAGAUUACAGAUGCAAUAAAUCUACUGACAACUGCUGAUAACGAGGUAUGUCAAGGAAUAGCAAAGCAUUUUAAUAAGAUUGCUGGUAAUGGGAUCAGAAACCAAGGAUCAUUGGCAGGAAACCUUAUGAUGAAAAACAGCCAUAUGGAUUUUCCCUCAGAUGUCUUUCUUGCUCUUGAAACAGCUGGAGCAAUGGUUGAAAUUGUAAGUUCUGAUGGCCAACUGACUGUUCUUACUGUAGAGGAGUUCUUUGCCUUAGAUAUGGUUCAGAAGGUCAUGGUGAGAAUAAAGAUUCCACUAGGAGCCAAAUCUGCUCCUAAGAAAAGCUUGAACAAGCUCUGGGCACAUGCAGGGCCUAUUAAUAGCAAAGCUAGCCAGGAAUGGAAAUUCAGAUCCUACAAGAUCAUGCCCAGGAGUUCCAAUGCUCAUGCUUAUGUGAAUGCUGGAUUCUUAGCACUUAUUGAUACUGGCGACAACUUCAGAAUCAUUGCAAAGCCAAGAAUAAUUUUUGGAGGGAUAAAUCCUGGCUUUGUUCAUGCCAAAGCUACAGAGGAGUUCCUCAUUGGGAGAAAUAUGAACAAUCAUGAUAUGUUUAUGGAGGCUCUUUCAAUCCUGGGUGAAGAGCUCACACCUGAUGAUGAACCAGUGCUUGCAACCUCACUUUAUAGAAAACAGUUGGCAAUGGGAUUAUUUUACAAGUUUUACCUGUAUGUCUUGGGCAAUACUGCAUCAAGUGCUGUACAGUCGGGUGCAUCUGACCUAGAUAGAGGACUCUCUGAAAGUGUUCAGUCUUGGGAAACGGAUGAAAGCCAAUGGCCAGUCUCCCAACCUGUGGAGAAAACAGAGGCUAAAGUUCAGUGCUCUGGGGAAGCACAGUAUGUAAAUGAUAUUCCAAGUUCUACUGGUGAGGUUCAUGCUGCCUUUGUCUUGUCCCAAAGGGGGAACUGUGAUAUUGAUUCAGUUAAAACUGAUGCUGCUUUGGCAAUGCCUGGAGUAAUAGCUUAUGUUGAUGCAAAUGAUAUUCCUGGAGUAAAUGACUGGAAACCCCUUCCCAUUCCUGAACCUGUCUUUAGUUCUGGAAGAAUAGAAUAUGCCGGACAAGCUAUUGGCCUAAUUGUUGCAGAAUCCAGAGAACUUGCCAUAGAGGCUGCAAAAAGAGUUGAAAUUACAUAUGCCAAUUUAGGAGAGGUAGUGACUGACAUGGAGAAAGCAAUGGAACAGACAGAAAAUGUUACAGCAUUGGGGGCACCUGUAGCAUAUGGAGAUGUUUCUGGUGCAAUGGCAUCUGCAGAUUCAGUUAUAUCUGGAAGGUUCAAAACAGGAUCACAAUACCACUUUUACAUGGAAACUCAUGUAAGCAUUGUGACUCCAACUGAGGAUGGGUUUGAUGUUGAGGUUCCUACUCAGGAUAUAAACAACACUUCAAUUGCAGUUGCCAACGUAAUGAACACAUCAGUAAACAGUAUCAACGUUUCUGUCAAAAGGCUCGGAGGAGGAUUUGGUGGAAAGGUCUUCUUACAAAACUCCUGUGCAACUGCAGCUGCUGUAGCAGCACACAAGUUGAACAGACCUGUUAGGAUUUGGCUUAGCCUUGAGGAUAACAUGAAGAUGCUUGGGAAAAGAAAUCCAUACCUUUUCGAAUACAAGAUUGGGUUUGAUAAGAACAGAAAGAUUGUUGCUGUCCAGAGUGAUUUUUACUGUGAUGGUGGCUGGAACUUCAAUGGUUGUGAUAGUCCUUAUGCAAUAUUUUUUGGCCAAAACUGUUAUCACAUUCCAAAUCUUAGUUUCUCUGCAUUUGGGGUUAAAACCCACACACAAGCCCAUACUGCAAUGAGAGGUCCGGGAAUGUGUAAUGCACAUGCCAUGCUAGAGAACAUGAUGGAACAAGCAGCUGCAGAGCUUGACAUCAAUCCAUUGGAGUUGAGACUAAAUAACCUUAUGGAGCAAGGUUCUCCAGUUAUACCACCUCCUAAUAUAUUAGAUGUCCCAUGCCCAAUCAAAGAGAUUGUUGAUCAGAUUAAGGCCAGCUCUGCCUAUGAUCAGAGAAUUGAGGCAGCCUCUGCCUUUAAUGAGGCAAACAAAUGGAAGAAAAGGGGUAUAUCUUUAGUGCCAAUGCGAUAUUGGCAUGAUAUGGAAGGAUGGGGAGUCAAGUUUCACUGUCUGAUAUCUAUAUUUGCUGACGAUGGAACUAUUUCUGUCACUCAUGGUGGAAUUGAAAUGGGUCAGGGUCUUAAUACAAAGGUACACCAAGUAGUUGCAAAAGAACUAGGCGUUGAUAUGAGUUUAAUCAAAAUCAAGUCUACAAUGAAUGUAACUAAUCCAAAUGGUAUCACUACAGGAGGAAGUGUUGGAUCCGAGAUGAACUGUGCAGCUGCCAUCAAUGCAUGUGCUAUUCUCAAUAGCAAUUUAGCUCCUGUGAAAGAGAAACUUGGCAGUGGGGCAACCUGGAAAGAUAUUGUAGCUGAAGCUAACAGGAGUAACAUAGACCUCUGUGCCAGAGUCAUGUAUGCCCCUGACACAGAUCCAGAGGUUAGAGGAUACAGUGUGUGGGGUUGUACUGUUACUGAAGUAGAGGUGGAUAUUCUUACUGGGGAAAUGUUUAUUGUCCGAUCAGACAUUAUUGAGGAUGCUGGAUUAUCAACCUCACCACAGGUGGAUAUCGGACAAGUUGAGGGUGCUUUUGUAAUGGGAUUAGGUCUCUGGACAUCAGAGCAGAUAAAAUUUGAUCCUGUUACUGGAGAACUACUGACUAAGAACUCAUGGGAAUACAAACCUCCCGCUGCUAAAGAUAUUCCUCAGGACUUCAGAGUAACCUUGUGGAAGAAUUCUAGAAACCCUCUAGGGAUCUUGUCAUCAAAAGCUACAGGAGAGCCUGCUUUGCUGAUGGCUGUUAGUGUCUUCUUUGCCAUCAAGGAUGCUAUCAGCCACAGUAGAAGGGAAGCUGGGCUUAAUGGAUGGUGGAAACUUGAUGCCCCUGCUACUGUUGAGAUGAUACAUCAGCAUUCUGGAGUGAAUCCAGAACAGUUUGUAUUCUAGAAUAUUUUUCAUUUUCAAGACUAUUCUGUGUCAAAAUAUUUAUUGGAAAAUGUCUUGUAAUUAUAUGAUUAUUAAAAUGGGGAAAAUACAUUUUUGCUUUGAAUUUUU
Messenger RNA from Eurytemora carolleeae, 4055 nucleotides. RefSeq names its product xanthine dehydrogenase. The transcript has 19 exons. The record is from RefSeq and is a predicted model, not a curated record. Gene Ontology annotation, molecular function: 2 iron, 2 sulfur cluster binding; FAD binding; oxidoreductase activity. Lineage: Eukaryota; Metazoa; Arthropoda; Copepoda; Calanoida; Temoridae. Bases 54 to 3947 code for a protein of 1297 amino acids.